AUGGUGAAAUUUGGCACACAUGGUCAGGGGUACAAGAAACAGUGGAUGUUGCUCAAGAGAACCAAAAGCUGCAGUAAAGUUGGUGUGGACGAGGGUGAACCUGAAGAGGCUAACGGUCUGAAGCAGGCCAACGGUGGGGGUAACCAUGACGACGACAGCAGCGCUGGGAAAGGGUCGAGUCAGGUCAAAGGAGCCAAUCUGGUCAUGAAGCAGUUUCUGGCCCUGCUGGUCAAGAGGUUUCACCACGCUACCAGAUCAUACAAAGACUUCCUCGCACAGAUCGUCCUGCCUGCUAGCUUCGUCCUGAUAGCCCUGAUCUUCACCAUGAUUGUGCCUCCGUUUGGAGAGUACCCCGCCCUCACCCUCACUCCCUGGAUGUAUGGAAAGCAGCUGACUUUCUUCAGUAACGAGCGACUGGAGAACUACCAGAUGAGACAUUUCACCAAGGUGUUGCUGAAUCCCCCUGGCCUUGGGACUCGCUGUAUGGCAGGAACCCCUCUACAAAACCUGCCCUGUGAGAAUGAGACAUUGGGCUGGGAGACACCUGCGGUUUCUUCAAUAGCCAAUAACAUCCUGCAGAGCCCUGAGUGGCACCCGCUAAACCCCUCCCCUUCCUGCCAGUGCAGCACCAAUAAGAAGCUGACUAUGUUACCCAUCUGUCCAAUCGGAGCUGGGGGGCUGCCCCCUAUGCAGAGGAAAGAGGCUACGGGAGAUGUACUACUGGACUUGACUGAUGAAACAUUACAGACUACCUGGUUAAAACCUACCCCAGCCUCAUCAGACAAAGGAUACCCUCUCUCAACUGAUGAAGAUGCUCAACGUUACUGGGGGUCCCUACACAAAGCUAUCGCUGCAGGAGAUUGGACCUUUCCUCAGAUACAUGGAAGUGAAUACAAUGUCAAAGUCUGGUACAACAACAAAGGCUGGCACGCCAUGGUGGCCUUCAUGAAUGUGGCCAACAACGCCAUUCUGAGGGCCCACCUGCCUCAUAACGUUGACCCCAUGCAGUACGGCAUCACAGCCAUCAACCACCCCCUCAACCUCACCAAGGAACAGCUGUCUGAAGUCACUGUGUUGAAGACAUCAGUAGACGCAGUGACAGCUAUCUGUGUGAUCUUUGCCAUGUCCUUCAUCCCAGCCUCGUUUGUCCUCUACCUGAUCCAGGAGAGAGUAACCAAGGCUAAACACCUCCAGUUCGUCAGCGGGGUCAGCCCCCUUGUCUACUGGUUAGCCAACUUCUUCUGGGAUAUGAUGAACUACUCUCUCAGUACAGCCAUGGUGGUGGGGAUCUUUGUGGUCUUCGACAAGAAGUGUUACACCUCACCCACCAACCUGCCAGCCCUCGUUCUCCUGCUCUUCUUGUAUGGUAAGCCUAACGUCUCUCUGUCCUGCAUCAACCUGUUCAUCGGAUCAACAGCAGCGCCCUCACUUCAUAUUGGAACUGCCUUGUUAGAGUUCAAUGAGUGGCUGAAGAAAGGCCUCCUGGUGUUCCCUCACUUCUGUCUGGGCCGGGGGCUGAUUGACAUGGCUAUGAACCAGGCUGGACUGAUGUCUAUGCACACUUUGACGUACUCUGGGAAGACGAGACAAGCGGUGGACAGGAUCUGUGUGGGCGUGCCUGCAGGAGAGUGUUUUGGUCUGUUAGGAGUGAACGGAGCUGGGAAAACCACCACUUUCAAGAUGUUGACUGGAGACACAGACGUUAGUUCUGGAGAGGCCACUGUCGCUGGAUACAGUAUCCUGUCAGACAUGCUGGACGUGCACCAGAACAUGGGCUACUGCCCUCAGUUUGACGCUAUAGACGACUUGCUGACAGGCAGGGAACAUCUGUACCUCUACGCUCGCCUCCGAGGGGUCCCUGAGUCAGACAUCAGCAGAGUGGCAGACUGGGGCAUCCAGAAGCUUGGCCUAUCAGAGUACGCUGGUCGCUGUGCAGGAACAUACAGCGGAGGCAACAAGAGGAAACUCUCCACAGCCAUCGCUAUGAUUGGCUGCCCAGCCCUGGUUCUACUG
Molecule: messenger RNA, 2013 nt
Organism: Salvelinus sp. IW2-2015
Lineage: Eukaryota; Metazoa; Chordata; Actinopteri; Salmoniformes; Salmonidae
Source: RefSeq, a predicted model, not a curated record